AUGUCCUAAGCUGAAGGCUUGUCAACCAACUAUACCAUAAGCACUCAGUUCAAAAUUCACAACACACGUCGUAGCCCCGCCCAUGUGCGGAUCCAGUGGAUGAAACAGCCGAUAGUUGCAUUCAGGGGCGGGGUCUUCACUCUCAACUCCGCCCAUCUCUCCAGCUAACCGAACGGAGAUUGUUUUCCUGUCUUGGAAGGAGAUUUUCAGUUUGUAGCCGCUGCUUCUAUUGUUUAUUUUAAAUCAGUCGCCACUGUCAAAUAGCUCUUGACGUUUGCACCUCGUUCGCUAAUUUUCAAGCCCGAAGUGCGGCGAAUAAUCCACCUCAAACGGAUUAAGAAUUCAUCUGCUAACUUCUGCUUGCUGUUGGGGAGAGGGGUGUCACAGCUCUCGCGAGCAUGAAUUCACAAUGAAGCGGCGUUUGGAGGAUCAGGAAACGGUUUUCGCGUCCCAGCAGCGGCGCCUGGCUGGCAGCGCAGAGGCCUUCCAGCAUCGGGUCCUGGCCCCCGCUCCAGCUCCAGCUGUGUAUGAAGCCGUGUCUGAGAGCAUGCAGCCGUCCGCUGGAGUCCAGUACUCGGUCCCACAGGGAUACCAGGUUCCUAGUGUGACCCCAGGCGGUGGUGGGCAUGGACACGCCCCCAGCCCAGCUGUGCACGCGGGAUCUCACCACCACAGUCCAGCGGUUCAGUCCCAUGGGCCCUCGGUGAUGCCGGGCCAUGGCCAUACAGGAGCUCCACAGGGAUCUGCACAGGGACACCAGCAGUUCCAGAGACUCAAGGUGGAAGAUGCUUUGUCUUAUUUGGAUCAAGUAAAGCUUCAGUUUGGGAACCAACCUCAGGUCUACAAUGACUUUCUGGAUAUAAUGAAAGAGUUUAAGUCCCAAAGCAUUGACACUCCUGGCGUCAUCAGCAGAGUGUCGCAGCUCUUUAAAGGCCAUCCGGACCUUAUUAUGGGCUUCAAUACUUUUCUUCCUCCGGGCUACAAGAUCGAGGUCCAGACCAACGACCUGGUCAACGUGACCACGCCCGGUCAGAUCCACCACAUCACCCCGCAUGGCAUUUCAGUCCAGAACAUCCCCAUAACUGGAGCAGCUACGCAGCAGCAGCCGCCGCUGCCAUCUGCCCCGACCACCGCAGCCCCUCCUCCUCUGACGCAGCCCACGCCUCCCAAGCCGAGCAAGCCUCUUCAGUCCCAGGUGUUGACACCCAGCAGCCAGAGCAGUCCGUCCAUCCCAGCGUACACCUCCCCCCGCUCGCCGCCGGUGCAGCUCCACCCGCCCCUCAGCGGGACGCCCACUGGCCCACCCCUGCAAAACAACCAGCCCGUGGAGUUCAACCACGCCAUCAACUAUGUCAACAAGAUCAAAAACCGCUUUCAGGGUCAGCCGGACAUCUACAAGGCUUUCCUGGAGAUCCUCCAUACUUACCAGAAGGAGCAGCGCAACGCCAAAGAGGCAGGAGGGAACUACACGCCGGCUCUGACAGAGCAGGAGGUGUACGCUCAGGUUGCCAGGCUCUUCAAGAACCAAGAGGACCUGCUGUCAGAGUUCGGGCAGUUUCUACCCGAUGCCAACAGCUCAGUGCUGUUGAAUAAAACCACGGCAGAGAAGGCAGAGUCUGUACGAAACGACCACGGUUUCACCACCAAGAAGCUGCAGCUAAACAACAAGCAGCGGCCCAGUCAGAAUGGCUGCCAGAUGCGCCGCCACACCGGUCCAGGGAGCACGCCCCCCGUCAAGGUUCAUAGCGUCACUAAGAAGCCAAAGUUGCUGAAUUUAAAGGAUCCCUCCGCUGCUGAUCCCAGCAAACAUGGAGGCGGCACAGAAUCUCUGUUCUUUGAGAAGGUGCGAAAGGCCUUGCGAAGCGCCGAGGCUUACGACAACUUCCUGCGCUGUCUGGUCAUCUUCAAUCAGGAGGUAAUCUCCAGGGCAGAGCUGGUGCAGUUGGUGUUGCCCUUUUUAGGAAAAUUCCCAGAGCUGUUCAACUGGUUCAAAAACUUCCUGGGCUACCGGGAAAUGUCCCACAUCGAAACGUACCCCAAGGAGCGGGCAACCGAGGGCAUCGCCAUGGAGAUCGAUUACGCAUCCUGUAAGAGGUUGGGGUCCAGUUACAGAGCCCUGCCCAAAAGCUACCAGCAGCCCAAAUGCACAGGCAGAACGCCGCUGUGCAAAGAGGUCUUGAACGAUACCUGGGUCUCCUUCCCCUCCUGGUCUGAGGACUCCACAUUCGUGAGCUCCAAGAAAACGCAGUAUGAAGAGCACAUCUACAGGUGUGAGGACGAGCGCUUCGAGCUGGACGUCGUGCUGGAGACCAACCUGGCCACCAUCCGAGUCUUGGAAACGGUGCAGUGGAAACUGUCCCGCAUGUCUGCGGAGGAGCAGGCCAAGUUUCGCCUGGACAACACACUGGGGGGCUCCUCGGAGGUCAUCCACCGGAAGGCCAUCCAGAGGAUAUAUGGAGACAAGGCAGCCGACAUCAUCGACGGUCUGAAGAAAAACCCGGCGGUUUCCGUGCCCAUCGUGUUAAAAAGGUUAAAAACAAAGGAGGAAGAGUGGCGGGAAGCCCAGCGCGGUUUCAACAAGAUCUGGAGGGAGCAGAACGAGAAGUACUACCUCAAAUCUCUGGACCAUCAAGGCAUCAACUUCAAGCAAAACGACACCAAAGUGCUUCGAUCCAAGUCGCUGCUGAAUGAAAUUGAAAGCAUCUACGACGAGCGCCAGGAGCAGGCGACCGAGGAGAACGCCACCGCCCCCACCGGCCCGCAUUUAACUCUGACCUACGAGGACAGCCAGAUUCUGGAGGACGCGGCGGCGCUCAUCAUCCAUCACGUGAAGCGGCAGACCAGCAUUCAGAAGGAGGACAAGUACAAGAUCAAGCAGAUCAUCUACCACUUCCUCCCCGACAUGCUGUUCUCGCAGCGCGGAGAGCUCUCAGACUUGGAGGAGGAGGAGGAGGAGGAAGAGGAGAUGGACCUGGAAGAGGGCGCCGGCAAGAAGCACAAUGGCGUUGCCGCCGGCGGCAGCCCCUCCAAGUCCAAGCUGCUGUUCAGCAACACGGCGGCGCAGAAGCUGCGCGGCUGCGACGACGCCUACAACCUUUUCUUCGUCAACAACAACUGGUACAUUUUCAUGCGGCUGCACCAGACGCUGUGCUCGCGGCUGCUGCGGCUGUACGGGCAGGCGGAGCGGCAGAUCGAGGAGGAGGUGCGGGAGCGGGACUGGGAGAGGGAGGUGCUGGGACUGAAGAAAGAGAAGAACGACAACCCCGCCAUCCAGCUGCGCCUGAAGGAGCCCAUGGAUAUUGAAGUGGAAGACUACUACUCGGCAUUCUUGGAGAUGGUGAAGAACCUUCUGGACGGAAACAUGGAGGCCUCUCAGUAUGAGGACUCGCUGAGAGAGAUGUUCACCAUCCAUGCCUACAUCGCCUUCACCAUGGACAAGCUCAUCCAGAGCAUCGUCCGGCAGCUCCAGCACAUAGUCAGCGACGAGAUCUGCGUCCAGGUGACAGACCUCUACCUGGCAGAGAGUGCAAACGGCGCAGCAGGGGGCGCCCUGUCCACGCUGUCUGCCAGGAGCACUGCAGAGGGGGUCUACCAGAGGAAAGCCGAGCAGCUCAUGUCUGAUGAAAACUGCUUUAAGGUGAUGUUUUCUAAAAGCAGAGGGACGGUGCAGCUGACCGUGGAGCUGCUGGACACAGAGGAGGAGAACUCAGACGAGCCCAUGGAGGUCGAGCGUUGGUCUGAUUAUGUGGACCGCUACUUAAACUCAGACUCCACCACUCCAGAGCUGAGGGAACAUCUCGCUCAGAAACCUGUUUUUCUUCCCAGGAAUCUGCGGCGAAUCAGGAAGUACCAAAAAGGCAGAGAGCAGCUGGAUAAGGAAGCCUGUGAGGGCGGCAAGAAAUCGCUAGAAAAGGAGAAGAUGGAGUGCAUGUUUAAACUCAACUCUUACAAGAUGGUCUACGUCUUCAAGUCUGAGGACUACAUGUAUCGACGCACGGCACUAAUGCGCGCUCACCAGUCGCACGAGAAGGUGAGCACGCGGCUGCACAGACGUUUCCAGGCGUGGGUGGAUGCGUGGGCCAAAGUGCACGUCACGCGGGACAUGAACGCCGACACCAACAAGUGGCUGAUGGGCGAAGGCCGCGAUGGCCUCCUGCCGUGCACCACCAGCCGCCACCCAGAGGUCCUCCACUUCAUGAACAUCAACAAGUAUCGCGUCAAGUACGGCACGCCCCUCAAGGCUCCUUAAACGACAGGAGCGGCGCAGGGAGCAGACGGACUUCUAGGGUCAGAAGUAGAUGUAGACCUGAGGGCUUAUUAAAGUGUUUUUAAAGCCAAUAUGGAAACCAAGCGCGCUGCCGGGUGAAGCUGCAGCCAGGGCGGCAGGAUUGCAUUUGUGUUGCUCUUCCUCUUUUUUUUUUUUUUCUAGAAACCAGCGUUUUUAGCUGAGCCCAGGUUUUUACAGGGCUUCUGGUGCCAACAUUUAAGGAAUGUUCCCGUUCCAGUCGCAGACCUGAGCUCCCACCAGCACUCGUGGCAUACUUCCUUGCGCGGUGUGAGCCCGAGACACGAAGGGAGUGGUGCUUUUUCUACUUCAUCAUCUCUGCCGGGCGUCAGUUCCGCCUUUCGCUGCCGGCGAAGCCAUCAGAGCUCCAUCCGAAUCGACCCGGGGACGCAGGAUUCACAGAAAUCAAUAAAGACGGACAAGUGCACUUAUUUAAGAAGAGGAGGUCGUCUGGGACGCCCAGAUCGAAGGUUUUAGAGAAGGAAGAUCAGACAGAUCUGGUUCUGACAUUCCUGCGUUUACGGCCAAAUCCCCAUCACCAACCGUCACCAGGAGGAGCGUUUCCUGUUUUUUUGUUUUGUAUUUUUCCAAAACACAUGGCAGCAUUAUGAAAAAAAACUGUGCCUGAGCCCUAAAUUCUGUUUUGGGGGUUAUUUAGAAAAGCACUGUUGCAUCUAAUGUAUAUUUUAAAAAGAAAAACAAACCAGAAAAGGACAAAAAAAGAAAAGAAACUGCCUCAAAACACUGUUUGGUCUCAGACUGUAAAGUUGUACAGCUUGUGAAUGUCGGACACUGACUGACAUGGAUUCCAGUGUAUUGUGUUGUAUAUAUAUUCUAUAUAGUUCUAUUAACACACAAUCCUUGCCGCCCUGGAAGUCAACCUUUUUAAAAAACACACGUGCCCCCUGCCAUUACACCAGCUAAACACACACACACACACACACACACUAUGUUGUAAAUACACUGUAAAUAGUCUCAGACUUUUUAUGACAGAUCUGUGUUGUUGUGCUAGUAAUACUUUCCAAGCUUAUGUGGACUUUAGUGACAAACGGCUAAAGUUAGUCUGUAUAUGAAAAGGACAAAAAGACCAUUUAUUACGGUUUUUACCAAAGGGAGUUGAUCAUGAAAAAGCUGCCCCCCACACCCAGCCCUCUUUAUUUGUUGUUGCUUUUUUUAAUCUCUGUAGUAAAAAAAAAAACUCCAAGAAAAGUUCAAAUGUGUCCCGGUCCUUCAGUUUUUACUAAAAAAAAACUUUUGACUUUGGUUUUUUCCUUUAAAUGUGACACCUGAUUGGUUUAAACUCGCUGCCCCCUCCCCCCAGACGCCCCUCCCUGGGUAGAUUUCCGCUGCCAACCUCACCGUAUUUUUGAUAAUGGAAAAAGUCACUCAAGCAUGUCUUUAGUCUCUUUAUUUAGACAUUAUUUAAAGUAAUAAAAAAACCACAUUUGUAGCUUUCAA
Messenger RNA from Oryzias latipes (Japanese medaka), 5743 nucleotides. RefSeq names its product SIN3 transcription regulator family member Aa (gene sin3aa). Gene Ontology annotation, biological process: negative regulation of transcription by RNA polymerase II. Gene Ontology annotation, molecular function: transcription corepressor activity. The record is from RefSeq and is a predicted model, not a curated record. Gene Ontology annotation, cellular component: chromatin; Sin3-type complex. NCBI's taxonomy places the organism in Eukaryota, Metazoa, Chordata, Actinopteri, Beloniformes, Adrianichthyidae.